This is a messenger RNA of Numida meleagris (helmeted guineafowl), 1883 nucleotides long. Its product is annotated as acid-sensing ion channel 2. The transcript is spliced from 11 exons. Gene Ontology annotation, biological process: sodium ion transmembrane transport. Gene Ontology annotation, molecular function: ligand-gated sodium channel activity. The record is from RefSeq and is a predicted model, not a curated record. NCBI's taxonomy places the organism in Eukaryota, Metazoa, Chordata, Aves, Galliformes, Numididae. Gene Ontology annotation, cellular component: membrane. The coding region runs from base 731 to 1687 and encodes 318 amino acids.
CUUCCCCAGAUGUGCUCUCCUCGAUGGCUGCUGCCCCACAUCCCCUUCCUUCUCUGCUGUUGGGCAGAGGGUGCUGGGGAUACCUCGAGGCAAGUUAGGUCCUGAUGUCCAACGUGACGCAGAGCAAAGCAAACAGCGAAUAAAUGGCAAAGACUUGAGCAAGAGGGCUUGCAAACAGGAGGAGCUGUAUUUCAAACACCAGCUAGCAUUGUGCAGUCCCUGUAUUUUCUGGCAGCCUUCGUGCAAAGCAGCACUUCACAUCAACCCACCCCAUCUCUUUGUCCUAGCAGCAAAGUUACCUUGGCAGCAUCUGCUGUCCCCCAGCCCUCACCUUGUCUGUGUGCAGCACAGAGCUGGGCUCCCAUCCCACAUCCUCCAUCCCUCCCUGAGUGCAGUGCUUGGAGACGCCUUCAGAAUGGACAAAGUUCUGACGACCUUUGAGGAGGGAACGUUUUGCACCCGUGUCAAAAAGUGGUGUUCUGCCACUGAUGUCGGUAUUUUUUUGCUGCCGUUUAAUUAGAUUAAUCUUCUAAGUUUGGUGGCCAGCUGUUUGCUUUGCAGACAGGCAGAAAAAAAUCCAGCGCUGCGCUCCUGCUGCUUUCUUCUUGUAAUGAGCUUGUUAGCAAUUAGUUGCUAUUGGAGCGGGCUGCCAUGUGUGGAGCAGUAAGCACAAUGAGCUCCGCACCUGGAGAAUGGCUUUGAGGUGUUUACGAAGUAUGGGAAAUGCUACAUGUUUAACUCAGGAGAAGAAGGACGGCCUCUUCUUACCACGGUUAAGGGUGGGACAGGCAAUGGACUGGAAAUCAUGCUAGACAUCCAGCAGGAUGAAUAUUUGCCAAUAUGGGGAGAAACAGAAGAGACGACGUUCGAGGCCGGAGUCAAAGUUCAGAUCCACAGCCAGUCGGAGCCGCCGUUUGUCCAGGAGCUUGGCUUCGGGGUGGCCCCUGGAUUCCAGACCUUUGUGGCCACCCAAGAGCAAAGGCUGACGUACCUGCCUCCGCCGUGGGGUGAAUGUCGCUCGUCAGACAUGGGCUUAGACUUCUUUCCCGUUUACAGCAUCACGGCUUGCAGGAUCGACUGCGAGACGCGGUAUAUUGUGGAAAACUGCAACUGCAAAAUGGUUCACAUGCCAGGGGAUGCUCCCUUCUGCACCCCGGAGCAGUACAAGGAAUGUGCAGAGCCUGCACUCGGUUUGCUUGCUGAAAAAGACAGCAAUUACUGCAUCUGCAGGACACCCUGUAACCUGACCAGGUACAACAAAGAGCUCUCCAUGGUCAAGAUCCCCAGCAAGACUUCGGCCAAGUACCUGGAGAAGAAGUUUAACAAAUCAGAAAAAUAUAUCUCAGAAAAUAUUCUUGUCUUGGACAUAUUUUUUGAAGCUCUCAACUAUGAGACAAUUGAGCAGAAGAAAGCCUAUGAAGUGGCAGCCUUACUUGGUGACAUUGGAGGCCAGAUGGGGCUAUUUAUUGGUGCUAGUAUCCUCACUAUACUAGAGCUCUUCGAUUAUAUAUACGAGCUGAUCAAGGAGAAAUUAUUAGACCUACUUGGGAAGGAGGAAGAGGAAGGGAGCCAUGAUGAAAACGUGAGCACUUGUGACCCCAUGCCAAACCAUUCGGAAACCAUCAGCCACACUGUGAAUGUGCCACUGCAGGCCACCCUGGGAACGCUGGAGGAGAUCGCCUGCUGACACCGCCCGACCGCUCCACAGUGCCAACACCUAAGGAAGGGAAACUGCACGGGAAAGCAGGGACCGAGCUCAGUCUCUGAUUUUCACUACAAGAAGGAACUCGCGGGCCCAGCCAUCCCCUGAAAUCACCAUUACUAACGUCGUAGGCUGAAUUAGAAUAAAGAAACAAAAAGUCGCAGCUCUUGGAUUCUUCUUA